CUGUGGCAGUCCCCAGAUCUGGACGGCAGAGGACCCUGGCCCAUGGCGGCCACCCCCCACCGGCAGCACCGACUCCCUCCCGGCCACAACCUGGUGCCACUCCUGCUUCCGCUGGUGACGGGCGCCCUGGGUGCUCACGCGGCCCCCUCUGCACUCACCUCUGACCCCCUGGCCCCACGCUCGCACGUCCCGGCUGCAGCUUUCCUCGGUGACGGUGGUGCUUGGGUUUUCCGCGUGGUUCAUCCUGCGGGGCAGGAUUCCUCCAGUCCUGCUAACGACUCCGCGCUGCUCGGGGCCAGCCCCCGGGGCCCUCCCGCGCGCUGCCUGCCUCUGCCGGCAUCCCUGCCCGUGUGCAGCCGCCUGGGCAUCGGGCACGCCUGGCUGCCCAACCACCUGCGGCACGAGCACGGCGAGGAGGUGCAGGCCGCGGCGCAGGUGUGGGGGCGCCUCCUGCAGACACGCUGCCACCCCUUCCUCGCCUGGUUCUUCUGCCUGCUGCUGGCCCCGCCAUGCGGCCUGGGCCGUCCGCCUGGGCCCCCACCAUGCCGCCAGUUCUGUGAGGCCCUGGAGGACGCAUGCUGGAGCUGCCUGGACGGGGGCCAGCUGCCCGUCGCCUGUGCCUCGCUGCCCGCCCAGGAGGACGGGUACUGUGUGUUCAUUGGGCCGGCUGCAGAGGGCUCCGGCGACGAGGUCGGGCUGCUGCAGCUCCUCGGCGAGCCCCCGCCCCAGCAGGUGACGGAGGUGGAGGACCCCGCCGUCGGGCUGGCCUACGUCUUCGGGCCGGACGCCAACAGCGGCCAGGCGGCCCAGUACCACUUCCCCAGCCCCUUCUUCCGGGACUUCUUGCUGCUGUUCCGCGUCCGGCCGGCCACGGAGCGCGCCGGGGUGCUGUUCGCCAUCACGGACCCGGCGCAGGCCGUGGUCACGCUGGGCGUGAAGGUCUCGGAGGUGCGGGACGGGCACCAGCUCAUCUCGCUGCUCUACACGGAGCCGGGCGCCCGCCACACCCACACGGCCGCCAGCUUCCGCCUGCCCGCCUUCGUCGGCCAGUGGCUGCGCUUCGCACUCAGCGUGGACGGCGGCCACGUGACGCUCUACGUGGACUGCGAGGAGUUCCAGAGGGUGCCGUUCACGCGCUCUGCACAGGGCCUGCGGCUGGAGCCUGGCUCUGGCCUCUUUGUGGCUCAGGCCGGAGGAGCCGACCCUGACAAGUUCCAGGGCAGCAUCGCGGAGCUGAGGGUGCGUGGGGACCCGCAGCUGAGCACCCUGCACUGCCUGGACGAGGACGACGAUGACGAUGGCGGGGCUUCCGGAGACUUCGGGAGUGGACUGGAGGAGAACCGACAGCUGGCCGGGGAGGAGACGGGCGCACCCCGAACACCCAGCCUCCCUGAGCAGCCCCCGGUCACUUCUCCUCCCUUGGCUGGAGGCAGCAGCAUAGAAGAUUCCAGAACUGAAGAAACUGAGGAAGAAACCACGGUGGCCUCCUUAGGAGCUCAGCCCCUUCCUGGCUCAGAUGUGGCUUCCGCGGGAGAGGAGGAUGUCCAGAGCCCCGGGGGACCCCUGGCAAAGGGAGGCCAGAAGGGGCAGAAGGGGGAGCCGGGAGCCCGGGGCCUGCCUGGCCCAGCCGGGCCUCAGGGUCCCGCAGGCCCAGCGGUUCAGGGACCGGAGGCACUGCCAGUUCCGGGGGCACAGGGGCCGCCUGGGCCUCCAGGUCCGCCAGGGAAGGAUGGUGCCCCAGGAAGGGACGGUGAGCCGGGCGACCCUGGUGAAGAUGGAAAACCCGGUGAAGCUGGGCCCCAAGGCUUCCCCGGGACCCCAGGAGACGUGGGCCCCAAGGGUGAGAAGGGGGACCCUGGGGUCGGGCCAAGAGGACCCCCAGGGCCUCAGGGGCCUCCGGGGCCACCAGGACCCCCCUUCAGACACGACAAGCUGACCUUCAUCGACAUGGAGGGAUCCGGCUUCGGGGGUGACCCAGAGACCCUCAGAGGCCCGCGUGGCUUCCCCGGGCCCCCCGGCCCCCCGGGUGUCCCAGGCCUGCCGGGUGAGCCGGGCCGCUUCGGCCUGAACAGCUCGCACGCGCCAGGGCCUGCCGGUCUCCCUGGAGUGCCUGGGCGGGAUGGGCCCCCCGGCGUUCCCGGCCCCCAGGGCCCCCCAGGCACCCCAGGAAAAGACGGGCAGCCAGGACCGGCGGGACAGAAAGGCAGCCCCGGUGACGUGGGCGCCCCAGGACCCAAGGGAAGCAAGGGGGACCCUGGCCCCGUGGGCUUCCCCGGCGAGAGUGGCGUAGCAGGAGCCCCUGGGCCAGCUGGACCCCAAGGACCUCCCGGGCCCCCGGGCCCCCCCGGGCCACCAGGACCAGGACUUGCUGCUGGAUUUGAGGACAUGGAAGGCUCGGGGGGACCCUUUUGGCCGACGGCCCGAGGCACUGAAAGGCUGCAGGGACCACCUGGACCCCCAGGACUCAAGGGGGACCCUGGAACGGCUGGGACACCUGGAGCCAAGGGAGAAGUUGGAGCUGACGGAGCCCCCGGCUUCCCAGGCCUUCCUGGGAGAGAGGGUGCUGCUGGGCCCCCGGGACCCAAAGGAGAAAAGGGGAGUCAAGGAGAAAAAGGAGACCCAGGGAAGGACGGAGUGGGGCAGCCCGGCCUGCCCGGGCCCCCUGGACCCCCGGGGCCUGUGGUCUACGUGUCGCAGCAAGAUGGAGCAGUGGUGAGCGGGCCGGGACCGGAGGGCCGCCCAGGCUUUGCAGGCUUCCCUGGACCUGCUGGGCCGAAAGGUGACCUGGGCUCCAAAGGCGAGCAAGGCCUCCCGGGACCCAAGGGUGAGAAGGGGGAACCCGGCAGCAUCGUCAGCCCUGAUGGCCGAGCUCUGGCCCCCGCCCAGAAAGGAGCCAAGGGCGAGCCGGGCUUCCGAGGACCCCCGGGCCCGUACGGACGUCCUGGGCACAAGGGCGAGAUCGGCUUCCCUGGGCGGCCGGGCCGCCCCGGGAUGAAUGGAUUGAAAGGAGAGAAGGGGGAGCCGGGGGACGUCAGCCAUGGACUUGGCAUGAGG
Messenger RNA from Oryctolagus cuniculus (rabbit), 3054 nucleotides. The record is from RefSeq and is a predicted model, not a curated record. Lineage: Eukaryota; Metazoa; Chordata; Mammalia; Lagomorpha; Leporidae.